Molecule: messenger RNA, 420 nt
Organism: Diversispora eburnea
Lineage: Eukaryota; Fungi; Glomeromycota; Glomeromycetes; Diversisporales; Diversisporaceae
Source: the annotation of a GenBank genome assembly
AUGACAUAUGUUCAGUGCUCAGAUAUAUGCGAUUAUUGGCUAACAGUACCAGAUAAAGAUGAUGACGAUCCUUUUCAUUUUGCUUGGAAAUUUCAUAAUACAUUUAAUGAAAAUCUUGCUAAAGCCAUUACACCUAGUAGUUUUCUUUGUAUUGACAAAUCAAUGUGUCAAUGGAUGGUGCAAUUGGAUCCUGUAGAACCUCCAGAGCAUGCUAAUAAAAAGAAAUUUUCUGAAUAUUCAGUAACAAUUGUAACUAUGUUACUAUUAACUAGGUUAUGUUCAAUAGUGAAAGAACAAUUAUUGCAGAUUCAUGGCUAUUCUACAACAAACCUUAAAACUGAAAUAACUAGAUAUAUAAAGGAACAUGAUAAUGUAAAAUUUCGUCGCCCUGCCAUUUUUGAUGAAUAUAAUGAGUAUUGA